AUUAUUAUACAAGUUAUGCCCAUUCAAUCAACUUAUAAUACCUUCAAGCAACACUUAACUCAUCGACAUCUACUUUAUUGUCAUCAACGUACAGAUGAAUUACAACUGACUUCUUUAUUAAAACAAUUCCUUAUCAGAUACCCACAAUGGCAAUCUCAAUUAGCAAUCACUCAUAUUUCUUCAAAACGACAACAACUCGAUGCCAUUCCUUUUUAUCAUCAAGACAUUCCCGAUAUUUCCCUGGUGGCUUUAGCGGAUAUUUGUCUUUUGAUAAUGAAACCUGAAGAUCAACAAAAAUGGUUAAAGGAAGCUUAUCAUCAUCGUCAACAUGAUAUCUCAACAAAGAAUCAUCCUAAACAACAAUAUAUUAUCCUUAUUGAUCCUUCAGCUCCUUUACUUCCUCCAUCUCCUCCAUUAUUACCUGUUGAUCUAUACAAAAUUAUUACUAUUCGACAUAUUCAUCAAAUCCCAUCUACUCUUCAUUCCAUCUUAUCUACCCUUGACAACAAACCAUCGGCCAUCUUACCUUCUUAUCCUACCUCUUUGAAUUUAAAUCAAGUGAUUCAAUCAUAUCAAGAUGCAAAGAAUCGACGUUUAUUCUUAUUUGAUUAUGAUGGUACAUUGACGCCGAUUGUUCAGCGACCUGAAAUGGCCCUUCCCAGUAAUGCAUUGAUGAAUGAUUUGACCAUGCUGAGUCGGGAUCCCCUGAAUACGGUUUGGAUUAUUUCUGGUCGAGAUCGAAAGUUUUUACACAAUUGUUUUGGUCAUUUGCAUGCUCUUGGACUUAGCGCAGAACAUGGAUCAUUUAUGAAAAUGCCAGGAGAUACAGUGUGGAUGGAGAUGUUGACUGAAGCAAUGGUAUUACCUUGGAAACGACAAGCCUUGGAUAUUUUUUCUUUCUAUACUCAACAAUUACCUGGCACUGAAAUCGAAGAAAAAAAAUCCUCUAUUACUUGGCAUUAUCGAAAUGCACAUGAUCAACAAGCUGCUUUAAGGAAAUCUCAUGCAUGUCAUCAAGCUCUUUUGGAUAUUCCUGGUGUGGAUGUUUUGGUUGGAAAAAUGAAUCUUGAGGUAAAAUCAGUACUUGUGAAUAAAGGCAAUGUAGUGAAACGGAUUUGUCAACAACAAGAGAAUGCGGACUUUGUAAUGUGUGCAGGCGAUGAUCAAACGGAUGAAGAUAUGUUUAAAGCACUUUAUGAUACUUCGGCUUAUACUAUCUUGGUCGGUCCUUCCAACAAAUUGACAUUGGCAAGAACUUGUGUAGAUUCCAGUCAUCAUGUGGUAGAUUUGUUGGGUCAGCUGGUCCACAACUCAAGUUCUUUAUAACCUCUUCUUUAUAUCAUUUAUUUAUCGGUUUUUUUUAUUUAUUUAUUUAACGUGUAUAUAUAUUUCUUUUUCCUUUGAUACCGUUUCUUUUUUUCUUCUUUUUCUUAAUAAACAAUCCAUGCUUUCCAAAAUAUCUUAAAAUAACA
Halteromyces radiatus is the source of this 1472-nucleotide messenger RNA. Its product is annotated as trehalose-phosphatase-domain-containing protein. The record is from RefSeq and is a predicted model, not a curated record. Gene Ontology annotation, molecular function: catalytic activity. NCBI's taxonomy places the organism in Eukaryota, Fungi, Mucoromycota, Mucoromycetes, Mucorales, Cunninghamellaceae. The transcript has 5 exons. Gene Ontology annotation, cellular component: cytosol; alpha,alpha-trehalose-phosphate synthase complex (UDP-forming). The coding region runs from base 16 to 1326 and encodes 436 amino acids. Gene Ontology annotation, biological process: trehalose biosynthetic process.